CCCUUCUCUUUCUUUUUAGAUUCUCUGUCUUAGCUAAACUACUUAUUAGCCGACCUACGCACCCGCAGCCACCACCACCAGCGUCGCCGUAGGGAGGAGAAAAUGGAUAUCAAUAACCCACAAAAUUUCUAUCAUGUGCCUGAAAACUUGCCUUUUCAUUGCUAUAUUGUGAAUAUCACAGCGGAGCAUGGCUUUUGGCAAAGCGAAAACCCCUUAACUCAAGCCCUCCCUCUCUUAGCAUGGCAGCUUGCGGUUGUUAUUAUGAUGAAUCGUAUUCUCUUUUAUCUCUUAAAACCUUUGGCUGUCCCUCGCAUUGUAACAGAUAUUCUGGCAGGUAUAUUGUUAGGACCAUCAGCAUUGAGCAAAACUCAUUUCUUUUCCGUGAUGUUUCCAUUAAGAAGUAUAUACACAGUAGAAACUGUGGCAUAUUGGGCAUUAACACUCCACUUGUUUAUGGCUGGUUUAGAAAUGGACUUGUAUUCCUUCUUUCGUAUAGGAAAAAAAUCCAUCCGCUUCGCCAUUGCCACCAUUUUGCUCCCAUUCAUCUUAGGCAUCUGUCUUUACUUCAUUGUAACUAGUAGCAGGGCGCCCUCCUCUUUCAGAAAAAGCGGUUGCAUCUUUUGGGGAGCAGCUUUAACAGUCACAAGUUACCCUGUUGUUGCUAGAAUUUUAGCCGACGAGAAGCUUCUUCACUCUGAUAUAGGAAGACUAGCCACGUCAAUUUCGUUUAUAAAUGAGUUAUUUACGUGGGUUCUUUUAUCUGUUUUAAUACCAUCUAGGAUAGGUGGAUUAAAUGCUUUACUUUCUCUAGUUGCAACCGCUGCCUUCACUGCUUUCUGCUUUAUUGUUGUUCGCCCUGCUCUUACUGUUUUAAUCCGCAAAACUUCUUCAGAGAACAAGUACAGUGAGUACUAUCUCUGCUUCAUUCUGGUAUCAGUUUCCUUCUUUUCUCUAGUCAGUGACAUGCUAGGGACGACAUCUAUCAUUGGGGCUUUCGUUUUCGGGCUAAUUAUGCCAAAUAGGAUACUUGCAAGUGUGCUUUUGGAGAAAUUUGAGGACUUUGUCACUGCAUAUUUGCUGCCAUUGUUCUUCGCAUCGAUGGGGUUAAGACUUAACAUUUGGAGCAUAACCAAUUGGGGUUUGUCCUUGUUUGUUUUAGUGUUAUGCUGUGGGGUCAAGAUUGUCAGCUCUAUGUUAGCUUCUUACUACUUCAAGUUGUCUCGUCAAGAUGGUUUCGCACUUGGAAUACUGUUGAACACGAAAAGCAUAUUGGCUAUGCUUAUCCUGCAUAUGGGCUUUGAUAAAUCGUAUUUGCAAGUAGAAGAUUACGUGACAAUGGCGCUUGCAAUUUUGCUAAUGACUGGAGCUGUAUCACCCAUAAUUUCCUCCAUUUACCACCCCAACAAACGUCUAUUACAAUACAAGCAGAGGACUAUACAGAACACUCGACCUGACUCCGAGUUCAGGAUCCUCACAUGCUUGCAAAGUACGGGAAAUGUAUCUGGCAUUAUCAAUCUGUUAGACUCCUCCAAUGCUACAACUGAAUCUCCUCUCUGCGUCUUUGCCCUCCACCUUGUCGAGCUCACUGGCCGCGCCUCUGCCAUGCUUAUAGUCCACAGCCCGGGAAAGAAAAGCAGAAGCAGCUAUUCGGAGAAGAUAGUUAGUUCAUUCGAGACUUACUCGAAUCUAAAUGAGCUGGUUGCCAUCCAACCUCUAACCGCGCUGUCCCCAUUCUCCACUAUGCAUGAAGAUAUUUGCAGUCUAGCUGAGGAAAAAGAAGUGGGUUUCCUGAUCCUCCCUUUCCAUAAGCUACCCACUCCUGAUGGAAAAUUAGAGGACGAAGGUAGCACAUCAUUCAGAGGUGUAAACCUUAAUGUGUUAGCUCAUGCACCUUGCACAGUUGGUAUCUUUGUAGACAGAGGAUUUGGAAUUCAUGGAGAAUCGAAUCUCACUAUGCGUCAAUUAGCAAUGUUAUUCAUCGGUGGUCCUGAUGAUCGUGAAGCAUUAUCUUAUGCCUGGAGAAUGUCACUAAGUCAUGGAGUUUCUUUAACAGUAGUGCGGUUUCUUCCUGGAGAGGGAGGGCAACAGAAUAUACAAGAACAAGAACAGGUUGGAGAUGCACGUAAAGGAGCAGUAUCCAUCGAAUUCUUGAGCAGACAACGGAAACUAGAUGAUGAAUUUGUGAAUGAAUUCAGGCUCAAAUCAGCAGGAGAACAGUUUAUGGGAUAUGAGGAGAAGAUAGUGAACAAUGAUGAAGAUCUAAUAGAAAGCUUGAAAGAAAUGCAUCAAAUAUAUGAUCUUUAUCUGGUGGGGAGAGGGGAAGGAAUGAAUUCUCCUCUAACAGCAGGAUUGAUGGAUUGGUGCGAGUAUCCUGAGCUAGGGGCAUUAGGUGAUUUAUUAAUUACUUCAAGUUUUGCACAGGGUUCAGUUAUGGUAAUACAACAAUAUGCUGGCUAUGAAGAGGGAGAUGAAGAAUUUGGGAAUCGUAUAGCAGGCUCGCCGGAUGGUUCAGGGCAUGGAGGGGAACAAGUCAGGAAUUGGCGAUCACCUUCAGAGGAUAAUGAUGAUGGUCUCGAGAUGGAGCCAUUUGCACAAACCAAAUCCAAGGGUCACAGUCACAGUCGCAGUCGCAGUCACAGUCACAGUCAUAGUCACAAUCACAGCCACAGUCACAGUGAUGAGAACGUUUAGGUAUGAAUUGUUUCUUCUGUUCCUGCGUAUGUGGGGCUGCUGCUGCUGCAGUUGUUCUAUAUGUAACAGAAAGCCAAUGUAAUUUAAUCGAUUUAGUAUGUAUCUACGUUUCCUUUGAAUAUGCA
Messenger RNA from Ricinus communis (castor bean), 2816 nucleotides. Its product is annotated as cation/H(+) antiporter 15. Gene Ontology annotation, molecular function: antiporter activity. The record is from RefSeq and is a predicted model, not a curated record. Gene Ontology annotation, biological process: regulation of pH; proton transmembrane transport. Bases 103 to 2691 code for a protein of 862 amino acids. Gene Ontology annotation, cellular component: endomembrane system; membrane. The transcript has 3 exons. Lineage: Eukaryota; Viridiplantae; Streptophyta; Magnoliopsida; Malpighiales; Euphorbiaceae.